UUUCUGCCAUUUAGCCUUAAUUGUAGUCAAUGUUUCUUUUUUUAAAGACUUGUAUUAGUGUACAGUAUAAAUCAGGUAGAGAUAGCAAAAGGCAGCAACAAUUACUUUUUUAUGAUAUUCUGGAGCUAGAUAUUUUAAAUCAAUCAACAUUUUCACACUUGUUUUCCAUCUCUUUCUUACAGGAAACUCGGAUUUCUGGCAAAAUAAUCCAGAUGGUAUAAUUGUCUUGUCAUAUUGGUAUUAAACAUUAUUAUUAAUGUAACAUUAAACAAAUUAUGUAGAGGAAGGAUCUGACCAUUCAAAUUGACAUUCACUUUAGUACAUACAGAAAAAAGCACUGAAAGUCUGACAAGGUUCUCCAUUGAAACAAAAUAGAAAAAUCUGUCUAAACCCAAAAAGAGGGACUCGGUUCUCUCAGUCCAGCGCUGGUUGGUGAUUAUUCUCCAUGUCAGAGUUGGAUUUUCCUCUUGCUUCUCCCUUUCCCCAUCCCCAGUGUGAUUACGGAGAAUGGAGUGCCACUCGAGUACUGAUUCCAGUUAUUUACCUCCUAGCCUUCAUUGUUGGUACAUUUGGGAAUGCCUUUGUGCUCUGCGCAUACCUGAACUGCUGUGGAAGUCGGCUAUGGACGAUUAGGAGCCACAACAAAUCUGAACCUCCCUGUAGACCCUCCUGUUCACCUUCCGUAACAGAGUCUCUGAUGGUCAGUUUGGCCCUGGCUGACCUUGCUUUUGUCACUACUCUCCCUUUGUGGGCAGUCUACACAGCCCUGGACUAUCACUGGCCAUUUGGCAGCUUCCUUUGCCGAGUGAGCAGCUACCUGGUGGCAUUGAACAUGUAUGCCAGUGUGUUCUCUCUGGCUGGACUCAGUGUGGAGCGCUACUGUGUGAUCAAACGGCAUAAUCCCAACAAGACCCAAGCGCCAGUUAGAGCCUGGUACAUCAUAGGGUGUGUGUGGACGGCAGCCAGUGUCCUUGCACUUCCUGCUCUACUUCUACGAACUGUCCGAGAGGUGGACGGACAUCCUGAUUGGCUGGAUGAUGAUGAUCAUAACUAUAAUAGUGGUCCGCAGUGCUUGUGUGACAUGGACUAUUCUAUUUUGGUCUCACUAGACCUUGAUCCAGCAUCACAAGAGCGAGCUGAGGUGAUGUGGUCGGCACUGCUAGGUUUGAAGUCUACUGUCUUGGGUUUCCUCCUUCCUCUCAUUGUGCUGCUGCUUUGCUACUGCUCCCUAGCACAUUUCCUGUCUCGCCAUUUUCGCCUUGGACCUCAUCCUGAUCGACAGCGCCAACACAAGCUCCUGCGUAUUGUUAUUGCCCUCGUGCUAGCCUUCUUCCUCUGUUGGCUGCCCUUCCACGCCAAUAAAACACUGUCCGAUUUGGUUGAACUUGAUAUUUUGCCCUACUCCUGCAGCUUUGACCGCUGGCUGGUUGCUGUCCACCCUUAUGCAAUCUGCCUAGCAUACAUGAACAGUUGCCUCAACCCACUGCUCUAUGCCUGCUGUGACCCAGCCUUCCGUCAGCGAUGCCAACGUGUGGUCAAACUUGUUUGGAAGAGACACAAGGGAGAAAGGGAUGAUGCAGAAGACAGAGACACAGGAACAAGGGAUGAGCUGGAAGAGGAUAAAAUAGUAGGAGACACAGGACACAGAUCCAAAACAGGAAAUAAUACUUUAACUGCAACAUAUAGCAGUUAAUAUGAUUUUGAAUAUGAAAUAUUUUUUAUAUGAAUUACUGUAUCAUGAGAUGUAGAUUGUCUAAGUGUGUUUACUGGUACUGAAAGUGCACUUUGAGAACUGGAAAACUGAAAUUAGCACAUUACAUUUUUCUCCAUGAGUGGGUGCUAAGAAUUCCUCUAUAAUGUCUCAAACAUGGACUGAACUGUAGGAAAGAAACACUGACCCUGGUGGCUUUGGGAAAGACUGGUACAUACAUUUCUGGACUGUUAUUAACUGAGAAAAUUCAUAACAAACAAAAAGUAUGUGAAAAAUUAUUUAAAAAAAAAAAAAAAGACACCCUUCUGACACUGUAAUCUAGUCUCGUACAUGUGAAUAUUAAAUGUGUAUUAAACAGGAAGAGGUAAUUGAUGCAACGUGUAAGUAUUCAGACCCCUUCAUGUUCUGAUUUUAUCAGCUUAAAAUUAAUUAUUCUUACCCACAAUCAAUCUUCAAAUAAAUAGACCUCAAGGCCAGCUGUGUCUACAGGGAUGCCUCUGCUGCCAACAAGCUUAGUCCUUCUUGUAACUAAUUUGUAUGCCUGAAAUUCCCUUAAAAUAUCCGUUUGAUAGACAGACUGUUGGCAAAAAGUAUAGACAGCCAGAAUCAAACAUGUAACAUCUUUGUAUGACAAACAGGAAGGAAAACUAUUUCAGUUUAACAUUUGGCCUUGAAUCUGUUUCGAUUAAUAAUCUAAUCCGUUAAUUUUCUGGUUACAAGGAUAAUUCUCUAUAAAUCCUACAAACAUUCAACCACUUGUUCUUGAGAUAAUCAUGCUCAAGUUCUUGAGAAUCGCUGACAGAUGCAAGGACGGAUGCAUGGACAACCCGAAAACUCACCUAGUGGCAGAGGGAUAAAAAUACACCAUGAUGAAAAAAAAUUCAUAAAAAAAUAAACAAAAAUAUAUUAACAUAUUAAAGUCUAUGCUCUGGCUGGACCUCUCAAAUCUUUAGUGCUGAUCACUCUUGAACAAGUUUAACCUUGAUUUCAUCACACCAUAGAAUCUCAUCUUUUUUGACCUUAAAAUCUUUCACUGAGAGGAAUCCACUGCCAUCUUCAGGACCUUCAAUGCAGUUAUGUUUUUAUUAUGCUUUCCCAAAUACAGGCCUUAAUACAGGCCUGUCUUGGAGGUUUAGUGACAAUACCUUAGAUCCCAUGCAUGAAUGCCUCUGAACUAUGUAUUAUAACUGUUUAUGCUUCCUCAUCAUAGUCGUGCUUACAA
This is a messenger RNA of Ictalurus punctatus (channel catfish), 2933 nucleotides long. It is a transcript of the gene aplnr2, whose product is annotated as apelin receptor 2. Gene Ontology annotation, biological process: immune response; G protein-coupled receptor signaling pathway. Lineage: Eukaryota; Metazoa; Chordata; Actinopteri; Siluriformes; Ictaluridae. Gene Ontology annotation, molecular function: G protein-coupled receptor activity. The record is from RefSeq and is a predicted model, not a curated record. The coding region runs from base 446 to 1693 and encodes 415 amino acids. Gene Ontology annotation, cellular component: membrane. The transcript has a single exon.